AUGGAGAAGAGAACACUUUUCAUCCUUGUCGCCUUCGUGAUUGCGGGCAUUGCGGCCAAAAAGAGCGAUGAAAGCAAUAAACCGUCGUGGGCUAAAAAGGAUAUCCGGGAUUAUACGGAUGCCGACAUGGAGAGACUUUUGGAGCAAUGGGAGGAGGAUGAGGAGCCGCUGGAACCAGAUGAGCUGCCCGAGCAUCUACGUCCUCAACCCCAAAUUGACUUGUCGAAGCUCGAUAUGAAUAAUCCGGAGGAAAUGUUGCGAGAGACAAAGAAAGGCAGGACCCUCAUGGCAUUUGUCCAGGUGGCAGGUAAUCCAACACGUGAAGAAGCUGAAACAGUCACAAAGAUCUGGCAAUCUAGUCUCUGGAAUAAUCACAUCCAAGCGGAAAGAUACAUGAUUCAAGAUGCUCGAGCCAUUUUCAUGUUCAAAGACGGUGCUCAGGCGUGGAUUGCCAAGGAUUUCUUGGUGGAACAGGAAAAAUGCGAAAGUGUGACGAUAGAGAGCAAAAAGUAUCCGGGGAAAUAUGCAAAACCAUCCAAGGAGGAGCUGUAGUGGCGGACUCUCAGUUUUUGUGUUCAAUAUGGAACAUUUUGCAGCGCACAGUACCAGUUUUCGUGGCCAAUGCAAUCUCUGAAAUUUAAUAAAAGACUUGAUUUCCAUUGAGA
Messenger RNA from Lutzomyia longipalpis, 665 nucleotides. RefSeq names its product LDLR chaperone boca (gene boca). The record is from RefSeq and is a predicted model, not a curated record. The transcript is spliced from 2 exons. Bases 1 to 552 code for a protein of 183 amino acids. Gene Ontology annotation, biological process: protein folding. Lineage: Eukaryota; Metazoa; Arthropoda; Insecta; Diptera; Psychodidae.